Messenger RNA from Trematosphaeria pertusa, 3743 nucleotides. RefSeq names its product ribonuclease Z mitochondrial precursor. Gene Ontology annotation, molecular function: 3'-tRNA processing endoribonuclease activity. Gene Ontology annotation, cellular component: mitochondrion. The transcript has a single exon. Bases 474 to 3464 code for a protein of 996 amino acids. Gene Ontology annotation, biological process: mitochondrial tRNA 3'-end processing. The record is from RefSeq and is a predicted model, not a curated record. Lineage: Eukaryota; Fungi; Ascomycota; Dothideomycetes; Pleosporales; Trematosphaeriaceae.
GCGCCCUUCCCGCGCCCUUGCACGCCUGUAUAUAUUCUUUCAUGUCGCUCCUUUGAUAGUUCGUCAAAUUGGCUCCCACGCUGACCGCCGCCGGGCGCUUAACGACCGUUACGACCGUACCCCUCCACUCUUGCCGCAGCUUCACAACCAACCGCGCUUGCCAUUCUGUUUUCAAGGACGUGCUUCUGAAAACAUUACAAAAGCUAUCUUCCGGGCAUCAAGAAAAGGAGCCUAGGAAGACUACGUACACGCCCAACCGCCCGGUAGGCCCCGCGAUUGAAGGCGCGCGGCCGCGACUUUACGUCCCAGAAAGCACCACCGAAGAGCGCUCCAUCGAAGCGAAGCCUGCACCCUCCCCGCAUCCUCCUCCAUGCCGGCCACCACUACGACACCCGAUUCUCGAACCCCUCACCGAUAGCAAACGAGUGCGACGGAUCGACGUGAGGAAGCAGAUCAUUCUUCCGGCGGCCAAUAUGAGCUCUUCUAUCCAGGUCGUCACCGCUCCUACAGCAGAUACACCGGGCACGACGCUUGUACUGCAGACGCAGAAGCGGCACUAUGUCUUUGGCAGCCAUGCGGAAGGCACACAGCGCGCAAUGAACCAGGCCGGCAUCCGGAUGACCAAGGUUCAAGAUUUUUUCAUGACUGGCAGGAUGGAGUGGAGUAAUACAGGCGGACUGAUCGGUAUGGCUUUGACAUUGGCUGACUCGGCGGCGGCGUCUUACGAGCAGUCUAUGGAACUGUGGCGCAAGGGCAAAGGAACGAAGAAGGCGGGCGAGCCUCAGAAGCCGAAUCUGAAUAUCUAUGGACCGCCCAACCUGAAACAUGCACUGGGAACUUGUAGGAGAUACAUCUUCAGGAAGGGGAUACCUACGAACGCGACCGAGUAUAAGGACGUUCCGCCCACCAGGAAUGAGCAGGGCAAUAUUCUGCCAACAUGGCAGGAUGCCAAUAUCCAAGUCUGGGCUCUCCCUGUAUCGCCGCCGCGAAAGGAUCUGGAUGCGCAUAAGGAGGACACGUUGACGGCGCGAAGGGCGUUUUACGAAAAGUUUGCGAACCAUUUCGAGGAGCAUCAGGCGCCCGACAACGAAACCCCGGAAGACAGAGAAAUGCGGUACGACCGAAUACGAACAGCUGUCCUAGAUUUCAUGUACAACUCGAACUGGAACUUUGACACCCUCAUCGAGCGACACAUUUCCGAGGUAGAGAUGCCGACUGCAAUGUUUGUUCGGAAUCCACGGACACAUCGUCUCGAGCCUUAUUCUGGACCUCACCCUGGAGGAAAGGAACCUCUUCCAGAUAUCAAGGUGUUGACACGGACCCCGUGGCCAGGUGCGAAGGUCGUUGCUCUUCCGCCCACCAAGCCCGCCCCAGAGUCGAUAUCUUAUAUUGUGCGUACGCACUCAGCGCGGGGUGCAUUUGAUGUAAAACGGGCGAAGGAGCUUGGUAUCAAACAAGGGCCGCUUUUUGGUCGACUGAGCAAUGGCGUGUCUGUACAAAACGAGAAGGGCGAGACGAUCACUCCGGAUAUGGUCAUGGGUCCGGAUCGGCCUGGCCAGGGGUUUGCUGUUCUGGACGUCCCCUCAGAAGAGUACCUCAAAUCGCUAUUCCAACGGGAAGAGUUGCAGUCGGAAUCAGUCAUGAAGGGAAUCGGAGCCUGCUUCUGGCUCCUUGGCCCUGGCCUCUCCGGACACCCUAUGCUGCAGCAAUUCAUGCAGAAGCUGGACAAGGUGCAGCAUGUCAUCUCAUCCGUGGAUGACUGCCCUAAUCGGUUGGCACUCGACUCGGUUGCCGCUCAAACGACUCGUCUCGGCCAGAUCGAUCCUGUGCGCUACCACAUCCCCUUCCAUGACAAUACUACGCUCCCGCAAAACAGCCUGUACGGCCUUGGAUCGUCAGAGAGGAAAAUCUCUUUAAGCAAUGCUAUCGUUGCGGAUCGAGGUGUUACUUUCUCUCUCAUGCCAAAGUUUGAGAGGAAAGACAAAACUGUCCGUCUGGUAGACCUCGACGAGAUUAAGAAGGCAAUGGAUCCGGAGAUUAUUGAAUUCGCAAGGGCAGCACAACAGGAUGUCGCGCAAGAUCAAGAGUCUUUGCAAGCAUGGAGGCAGCUGCUCGCACGCCCAGAUACAGAAGUGAUCACACUUGGGACUGGCUCAGCUCUUCCGUCCAAAUAUCGGAAUGUCUCCGCCACUCUCCUGAGAGUACCAGGGAUUGGAAAUUACCUGUUCGACUGCGGCGAGAAUACAAUCGGCCAGCUUCAGAGAGUCUUCAAGCCUGACGAACUGGUUGAGAUUAUCAAGAAUUUAAAGGUAAUCUGGAUCAGUCAUUUGCAUGCGGAUCACCACCUCGGUACUGCUUCUAUGAUACGAACCUGGUACAAGAUCGUCCACAACGGCGUACCAGCAGAAGACCGCCCGGAGCCUGCUACGCUGGCAGCCGAUAUUUCUACCUAUGGACUGUCCGUCAUAUCCCACCAAGGGAUGAUCCAGUGGCUGAGAGAAUACUCGUCCGUCGAAGACUUUGGCUACAGCCGCAUCCUCCCUCUUGAGAUAUAUCCUGUCGAGAGCGGUGCAGAUUCCGGCUCUGCCCUGACUCUCACAAUUGGCAGCAAUCCGCAGGAUCAGAACGCAUAUGUGAUCAAGAAAGAAGAUUAUGAGGCUAUACUUGGCCUAGCCGACAUUCAGGCAUGCAAAGUAGCGCACUGCUACGGCGCGAUGGCUGUUUCGCUGACCUUCCCUCGCUCCCCGUCGGAUCAGGAGAAUGUGAAGCCACUCAAAGUUUCGUAUUCCGGGGACUGCCGACCCAGCAAGAACUUUACGAACAUCGGCCGCAAUAGUACCGUCUUGAUCCACGAAGCCACCUUCGAUGAUGAGCUACAAGGCGAUGCGAUUGCAAAGAAGCAUUCAACAACUUCAGAAGCGCUGGGCAUCGGCGCUCAAAUGGGUGCGAAGGCGGUAGUGCUCACUCACUUCAGCCAGCGGUACCAAAAGAUCCCUGUCCUCCAGACAGUGCAGGACGGCGAACAGGAAGACGAGCUCCUCGACCCCGAGGCAAUGGAAGAUGUCCAGCCAGACGAGGAUGCUGAUGAUGCUCCAGCUGAUAAUAUGGAUGUCCACCCCUCUACCACAACUGGCACCGAUAAGACAUCUGCCCUUCACUCCAAUCGUGCACACCCACCUCCAACCCUCCACCACCACCAAUCUUCAACGCAUGAGCACGAGCGCAUCAUCAAGGUCCGAUCAAGAGAUAUGAAAGUCGCCAUCGCGUUCGACUAUAUGCGCGUGAAGAUCGGUGAGAUCGCGCAGCUGGAGAAGUUCAACGAUGCGCUGAACAGGUUGCUGAUCAAGGAGGAGGAAGAGGGUGACGGCAAUGGCGACGGGGCGUCGAUGAUCAAUGCGAAUGGCAAGAAGGCGAGUGGCGAUGAAGGCGGAGGGAAGAAGAAAAAGAGUAAGCGGAAUAACUAGGCUUAGGGCUGGAGUGUAUGAUAUCCCAGAGACUGGAGCACCUGUAAGAGGUGGUGUAUUACAUCCCUGUGGCACUAAGUGUCCAAAUAGAUGGCGAAUAGGUUAAGAUAACGCCUUCGAUAUUUCUAUCUACGAUGAAGAGCACUAUCAAUCAGCACCAUUCGUAACUGAUGCUCGCCAUCUCCUGUCUCCAACUUUCACUUCCCGUCACGGUAGAUUAGCCUCGUCCAUAGAUGAUAGCGCAGAGCCCGAGAAACCCAUGUUGCCUCAGACCCAUGG